Molecule: messenger RNA, 1641 nt
Organism: Pangasianodon hypophthalmus (striped catfish)
Lineage: Eukaryota; Metazoa; Chordata; Actinopteri; Siluriformes; Pangasiidae
Product: purine nucleoside phosphorylase
Exons: 6
Coding region: 138-1016 (292 amino acids)
Biological process (GO): nucleoside metabolic process
Cellular component (GO): cytoplasm
Molecular function (GO): purine-nucleoside phosphorylase activity
Source: RefSeq, a predicted model, not a curated record
GGACAUAAAUACGAGUGCUCGUGGAAAUUCCUCUCAGCGACGACGUCAGGCAGCGACUGCGCGACAUCUUUAUCCGAAGUAUCUACGGACACUUGUUCGGUUUUACUCCAUUUCAGAGAGCUUCAGAAAAGCCUGCGAUGUUUCCCGAAUCUUCAACAGAAUAUGGUUAUGAGGCCUGCAAGGCUACGGCUGACUGGCUGCUGGAUCAGGCUCCCGUGCGCCCCCUGGUGGGCAUCGUGUGCGGCUCAGGCCUUGGCGGCCUCGCUGACAUGCUGAAGGAUCAGAAGGUUUUUAGUUACAGCGAUAUCCCCAACUUUCCAAAAAGCACAGUGCAUGGUCAUGCUGGUCGGUUGGUGUUUGGUACUCUUAAAGGAAAGCCAUGUGUUUGCAUGCAGGGACGGUUCCACCUCUAUGAAGGAUAUCCCAUCCAAAAGAUCACCAUGCCCAUGCGCAUCUUUAAGCUGAUGGGUGUUGAGACGGUCAUCUUGACGAAUGCCGCAGGAGGACUGAACCAAGACUACAAAGUUGGAGAUGUCAUGAUAAUCAAAGAUCACAUCAACAUGCCAGGUUUCGCUGGAAACAAUCCCUUGUGUGGACAAAACGAUGAGAGGUUUGGGAUUCGUUUCCCGUGCAUGUCGGACGCCUAUGACAGGCAGAUCAGGCACCUGGCUCAAGAAGUGGGCGCAGAGCUUGGCUACUCUCACUUCCUUAAGGAGGGUGUGUACUGUGUGCUCGGCGGGCCGUCCUUCGAAACCAUCGCUGAAUGCAGAAUGCUUAACCGUUUGGGUGCUGAUGCUGUGGGAAUGAGCACAGUCCAUGAGGUGAUAGUGGCCCGCCACUCUGGAAUGCGAGUCUUUGCCCUCUCCCUUAUAACCAACAAGGCUGUGAUGGACUACGACAGUGAAGAGAGGGCCAACCACGAGGAGGUUCUGCAGACGGGAGAGCAGCGCUCCCAGCAGCUGGUAAAGCUGGUCUCCACCAUCGUGUCUCGCAUCACCCAGCCUAAUGACAUCUAACACUGAGUUGACUAUAAACAGAGCCACACUCCUUUCUAUAUUUAUAUCAUCCUUGUACAACAAGCAUCCUGCUAUGAUGAUCUGAAUAUUGCACUCCUGCCUACUUGCCUGUAAAAUAUUAAAAUGGUUUAAUACGUAUCAUUAGACCUUGCUUAUACUGUACUUUUAAAUGUUUACAUUCCUAAGGAAAAGAGUUUGGAGAGAAUGCGUUCAAUGUCUUAAAGUAAAUAUGAUGCACUAAUGCACACUGAACGGGGUGUGUGUUGCCAAUUAAUGUAGAAAUACUGUUUAAUUUGAUACUAACUUGUCAUUUCAACCAGACUAUUUAUUAGAUGUCUUAAAAGACCGCUCUGUAACUUAAGUUGAGUAGUGAUGAAGGCUGAAAUGUUAUUUUAUUUAUUUUUUUUCCUCAAUAACUAAAGUUAUUGGAUGCUAUUGGAUGAUAUCUGCCAGUGGUAGCUUUUAAAACCAUAUGUGAGUAAACACAUUAAGUUAAAUAUUUUUUAUAAAGAUUAUGUUGUAUCUGAUAUUAAAACCAGCAAUGUAAUGUGGACCAAUCAGGACCAUUUUGUAAAGCAUAUAUUAAAUUCACAAAUCUAAAAUAAAAUAAAAUAAAUGACAAUCA